Molecule: messenger RNA, 1590 nt
Organism: Branchiostoma floridae (Florida lancelet)
Lineage: Eukaryota; Metazoa; Chordata; Leptocardii; Amphioxiformes; Branchiostomatidae
Exons: 10
Coding region: 752-1294 (180 amino acids)
Source: RefSeq, a predicted model, not a curated record
CCUUUAAGGCAGUCGGGUUGGACGACUAGGGACGAGUGGAGACCAGACCAGCCGUAUAUCUCUUAGCUGUCACUUCUUCAGAGGUGACGGGACUGAAAUUUCUUCUCUUGGAAGAGCGACUGAAGAGGAGUAUCAUGAGAAGCGUAGUGCCAGUCCUCCUGCUGGCGGCCCUGGCGGCCCUGGCUGCGGGAAGCCACUUCCGCGGAACCACCAUCUCCUGGAGGCCGGACGAGAACAUCCAAGGCCUGGUGCACUUCGCCUUCCGGAUCGCCUGGAGGCACUCCUCAACUAACAACGGGUGCAAUCCGCAGAGGAUAGCAGAUGGAGUUCUCCACGGGGACACGGGUUCUGAUGAACAAUGGUACACCACGCAAGACGGUGCGCUCUCGCCUACCCAGUACUACUGUACUGACUACAGUGAGAGCGAGAACUGGGCCGCAGGAGGGAACACUUUCAGCUAUACUUUUCCUGACCUACAACCCCGGACAGUGUACUAUGAAAAUUGCUGUUGGAUCAGUGUGCGAAUACACGGGUAGUGCGGACAUGGUAUGCCACGACUGUAGUGGACCUCGCAACCAGGGCUGACACUGGCCGGCCAAACUCUUCACCAAUCAGUGCAAGUUCACCGGUUGUGAGGUUCGUACAGCAGUGCGACUCGUCAAUUCGUAUCCCGGUGGAGGACCCGGAUGGGGAUACCGUCAAGUGCAGGUGGGGUGUUGGCCUAGAGGAAUGCGGAGAGGUCUGCGGUGCCAUGCCUAAUGUGACGCUAGACGAGGAUUCCUGCACCCUGUCUUACGCGGCGGGAUUAGAGGACGGCUGGUACGCCAUUGCUCUUGUUCUGGAGGAUUUCUCCCCUGACCCUGCCUGCUCUUCGGGGUGCGGCCCCUACACCGGGAUACCGCUCCAGUUCUUAGCUCUUGUGGAAUCCACCUCUACGCCCUGCAACCAACGCCCCAUGAUUGUCGGUGACGAGCCCCGGGACCAGAGCUGUGUCGGCGUUCCCACUGGCGACACCUACACCGCCGUCAUUCAGGCGCAGGCAGAGGGCGCUGGAGUCACGAUUGCUGACAUCCUGACGACUUCUCCUCUCGGCAUGACCAAGUCCAGCCUGGCUGUCGAUCCCAACUACGAGCAGCGUGCCUCCGUCACCGUCACCUGGACACCGACGGCGCAGCAGGCCGGCCAGCACAUCUUCUGCUUCCGGGCCGCGGACACAAACAACAUCGAGUCCACCCAACGCUGUUUGACAAUUUUAGCAGGAGGUAAGAAUCUAAAUUUUAACCGGAGAUGGUAAUAUUAUGUUUUUCCUUAGUUAUUUAAACGUUAACAUUUACCCGCGUAGUUUCUUGUAACCUUUAGACACGUUGGCACAGUUUAGCACAGUAUAUCAACCAAUCUUUCGCAGCUAUCAGUAUUGACUGAAACGUAUCAGACGUGUACGGUACAAGGCGACAGAAAGAAUACUGAAUACAGAGUUCUGCAUGAAACAAUGGCAACAGAAUCCAAUACAGUCUUGCUUGCUUGUUUUCUAUGACACCAAUACUAUAGCUGGCGCCUAUUCUGACAGCUAAUGGUUGCGUUAACUUGCAU